UCUGCUUUGGUUUUACUUUGAUCAUUUUUCUACUGAGAGGAUGAAACCUUUCAGAAUAUCCUUGAUUAACCUGCUUUGGUUGUAUCUGAUGUUUUCUGAGGAUAACAGUGGAUGCUGCUUAGACACUGUUCGGCAGCCACCAAGAUCGAGCAUCAGUCAUCUGCAGGCAGCCAGUGACAGGCAAAGCCUCAUGGUGAGCUGGCUUAUAAACCAUGAUGGUUUAGAAGGCACCGUUAACGAGAUCCAGAUCAGUCGCACUGAAAACCACACCGUUAUUUACAGUAAAAAUGUCAGCAUACCCUCUGCGGAUUCAGACGAAUAUACAUGGACAUGGACCUCUGAUCUGCCUCUGGAGUGUGCGGAUCACUCAGUCAGGAUACGACGCUUCUACAAUCAGUCUGUCUCGAGUCCCUGGAGCAAAUGGGUAACUAACUACGGAGUUGAGGUGACUGAGACCAAGAUAUUCCCAUUCCAGCGGGUGCUGAGAGAGGGCAGCAGUGCUAUGUUCUGCUGUGUUCCCCCAGUAGGAGUUAAUAUCACCAACAUAACCUUCAUGAACAUGGAAUACCCCCUUAUCAACAUUGGAGCCAGAGUCAAGGCCAUCGUUGUAGACAACCUGACUAUCCCCCCACCAACCAUCAGACCAGCUCUUUUACUCGGUUGCGGUGAUACAACCAACAAGAUGAGUCACAUCUGGAACUAUGUCAGUUUUCCUGCCCAGAAGCCCAGAAACCUCACCUGCGUGACCUCACACAUGACUACUGUCACAUGCACCUGGGAUCCAGGCAGAAAUCGAUACCCAUAUGAUAGCAACAAGCAAACACACACUCUUCACAUAGAGAACUCAGACCAGGCUCCCAUCAACUGCGAGCCAACGUCUUGCACUUUUCCGGCCAUCCCACAGUUGGAGGAAUACAAAAUCAGUGUAAUGGUGAAGGACCAGCUUGGAGAGGAGACAGAGAGCUACAGCUUCAAUAUCUCUGAAAGAGUGUUUCCUGUUGUGGAAUUGUAUAGAGUGAGCCCUGAAGUGACAGACACCACUGUGUCCUGGAUCAUACAAGGGUAUUUGACUCAGAUGAACCUUGUCUGUCAGGUCACCAUAGACCCAGACAACACCACCGAGGUGAACUGUAAAAGUGUGAAUGGUCUCUGCAAAGUCAAACUGGAAAAUCUGCUUCCCAACACAAGCUACUCUACCAGGGUACGCUGCUCUGUCAAUGGCAAAAAAUGGGGAAAAUGGACACAGCCCAAAUCCUUCACAACCUAUCCGUUUGUGACAUUAAACUUAUGGAGGAGAAUAGAGAGGAUGUCCGACCUCCAAAGUCGUCAAGUGACUCUAUUGUGGACACUGCAGGUUCCUGUCUCAGGGGCCACUGUAAACAUCCAAGGUUACACAAUUCAGUGGUCACAGGAAGGCCAAAACAGGACUGAGUGGAAGGGCAGUGGACAGACCCAGGCAGAGGUGUACAUUGGUCCAUCACAGUGUAACUUCACUGUCCAGGCUGUCUUUCACAAAGCCCCAUCCAUCGUUGAUCACAUCACCAUCCCAAAGUUGGACAAUAGAGAGAACCUCCCCAUAGAGAAGCGGUUGAGCAGCAGCAUAGCUGGUGGUUUCAAUCUGUCCUGGGCUGAGCAGGACACUGCCACUUGUGGCUAUACAGUGGAGUGGUGCCUUAUGGGAAACACGGUGCCUUGUACUUUGCAAUGGACAAAGAUGCUAGAGGGAAAAAACACAUUAUUCCUACCUGCUAGUAAUUUCAAAGCGGGUUGCAGGUAUACAUUUAAUAUCUAUGGAUGCACAGCAAAUGAACACAGACUAUUGGAGAUACAGACUGGAUACUCACAAGAGCUUGAAGCUGUACGGCCCCCACGUCUUGUUGAAUCUCCUCAGAGUACUCCCUCAUCUGUGACACUGGAGUGGCAUUAUGAUGAGGAUGAUCCGGCUCACCCUGGAUUCAUCACUGGUUAUCUGGUUACUGUACAAGAAGCUGGAUCUAAUAUGCUGCCAGGUCAUACUGCGAAUAUGUUCAACAUGUCAGUGGCAGACCCCCGGAGGAAGUCUGUUACCAUAGAGGGUCUGAAGCAGAGCCAUGAGUAUGCUUUCUCUGUGAGAGCUCUCACUAAGGUGGGGCCUGGAGAAACAGCCAGUAUCACCAUCAGGACCAGAUACAACUUAGACUCUGCUCACCUGACCAUGAUACUGAUUCCCAUCUUGUUACUGUUGGGUUGCACCAUUCUCCUGUGGCCUCAAAGAAAAAUUCUGAAGAGAGGGCUGAAGGAGAUAUUUGCUUAUCCAGUUGGAAUGAACAUCAAAAUUUCAGAGUUAGACAGCUUCCUGCAUGAGACUGUUGAGAGGGUGCAGCCUCACAAGGUGGAAGAGUGCAUCAGCUGUGACAUUGAGAUCAUAAAUACCCACCCUCCUCUGAAUCAUACAGCCACACUCAGAGAUCCUGGACCCCUGAACACACCGCCCUCUCCUACCUCCCUGUCCUCUUUUUCAUCCUUGUCACCCUUCUGCCUGCCAGUGCAAGACUACCGUCCACAGUUGGUCACGUUGCUCUGCGAGGGACUGGCCCUUCCUCAAAUAACACACAUCACCAACAAGACUUACUUUCACUCCAAGGUGGAGGAUUUUUCUGAGCCCCAAGAAGAAGUCACGUUCAGUGAAAUCAAAUCAAGCUUUGAACCUUCUGACUGUCUGCAGGAAUCAUGCAGUGUUAUAUAUGGUUAUGUCUCCAGUGAUACUUUGUAAGUAUGAAGUCAAAGACCAAAUCAAAAACUUCAAUGUCAUAAAUUUUAUGUCUCCAUUUCAGUAGUCUAAAUACUGUAAAUAGAUGCUUUGCUUAUUGGAUAUAUUGUGAAAAUACAGCUCUCUAAUGUAAGUAUGUUUUCUAUUUCUGCCACAUUUUAACAUACUAUAUGUAUAUGCAAUUUGAUUGAACAAAUGUAGCUUGCUGACUUAUUGGGACAUAUUGUAUGUAAAGCCAAAAACACAGUGCAGGCAAUCUAAAAACUCUGCGUUUUCUCUGCUACAGCAUAGUCCACCAGUGAAACUACAGGUGCUGUUAUAUGUGAAAUUGUACACAACAGUUUAAGAGAAACUCCCUGUAAUGAUUUUGGUAAACUGUGAAGCAACUAGAGAUGUUAAUCUCCAGGAUGCAAAUGGUAAGUACUGAUAAGGCAGCUUAACGUCCUCCUUAAGAAGGAGAACUCAGGAGCGUGACGGAGAGAUGUGUGUUUGCAUAACUUUUUUUUUAAAAAAAUCAACCACAUUGAUGUAAUAGUUAAGAGAAC
Molecule: messenger RNA, 3294 nt
Organism: Toxotes jaculatrix (banded archerfish)
Lineage: Eukaryota; Metazoa; Chordata; Actinopteri; Toxotidae
Gene: osmr
Product: oncostatin M receptor
Exons: 17
Coding region: 41-2752 (903 amino acids)
Molecular function (GO): protein binding
Source: RefSeq, a predicted model, not a curated record